Molecule: messenger RNA, 726 nt
Organism: Adineta ricciae
Lineage: Eukaryota; Metazoa; Rotifera; Eurotatoria; Adinetida; Adinetidae
Source: the annotation of a GenBank genome assembly
AUGCCGGUAUUUCAUACAAUAGCAUCAAAAGAUAUAUGGUUGGGUGAUCAUGUAUACAUUUGGUCUUCUGUUUUUCAUCAACAUCACGGCAUUGUAAUAUUUGUCGACAGAAACGAUCCUGAUGAGUCACAAGUUCUGGAAUUCAGCACAUAUGAUGGCAGUCGUAAACCAAAUCGUGCUCGUAUUCAAGUUGUUAGUUUAAAACGAUUUCGAAAAGAUUGCAGCUUGAAACGUGUUGUUUAUGGCUCUCGAUAUGCUCGAUUUAAAAGAGCUGGUACCGCUUAUGAAUCACAAUGUCUCGCUCCGGAAAUUGCUGUUGACAAUGCUCACCUCGUUCUCGAACAAAUCAACUAUGGUGAUGGUUUCAUAGAGCCCAAUAAUCUGACAAAGCCAUGGACUGCAGAAGAAGCUCAUGGAUACAACUUAUUCAUAAGGAAUUGUGAAUGUCUUGCUUAUUGGUGUAAAACGGGCCGGUGGAUUAGUGCACAAGUAAUACAGUUAGUUGAAAAUGUUAGCAAAUAUCUUCUUGCAAUUAUCAAAGCGAUUAUCGACUCAUUAGUACGUGAAAAACUCAUUCCAAGUAUUGGCCAAGAAGCUUUAAGUGAAAUGAUUGAAUCGAUAUUACCAGCAUGUUCAUCGAAAUUCUGUGAGAUUCUGAAUGAUAGUGUAGGAAAUGCUAUUGCAUUCAUUGCUAUCGAAGCAAUCAAACCUUGGCCAGUGUCGUGA